Messenger RNA from Suillus subaureus, 638 nucleotides. RefSeq lists its product as uncharacterized. The record is from RefSeq and is a predicted model, not a curated record. Bases 374 to 553 code for a protein of 59 amino acids. Lineage: Eukaryota; Fungi; Basidiomycota; Agaricomycetes; Boletales; Suillaceae. The transcript is spliced from 3 exons.
GCCAGGCCAAGCCCAGGCCCAGGUGAUGGCCUGACCAGGGCUUUGGCCUAGGCUUCAGUUUUGCAAAGCCUAAGCCACCAGCCCAAGCUGUGGCUUAGAAUUAUGUAAGUACUGCGCAGGAGCCUCAUUGUCAACUCUAUUUUUGUCAUUUUCUUGCUUCUCUUUAGUUCUCACUUCCUAGUCCAUCAUACUGUAGGGUAUGUCAGAAUGACAGUGACAGAAAAACAGACAUCACCUGCCAUAUCAUAUUGUGCUGUUUUCAGCAAUCUAUGCACCUCUCAAGUCCUACUUUGUGCUGCAGCUUUGUGAGCUUGAUGGAUUCUUGAACAAGUUUCAGUCGUUUAUAAAUGUGCAGUUCUCACCAAUGGCAAAGAUGAGCCACAUGUUGUGUGUCCCAUACACAAAAUCAAACCCACUGCUGCCCUCCUUCAACACUCAGAGAAAGUGGCUCUUCCCUCCCAAACAAAAGCUAUCAAUGAUUUCCAUGCAGCUGAGGCUGCCAAGCAUGCUUCAGAGGUUUCUCAGCCUGCUGCACUCACACCACCUGUACUAGCCACACAAUUAGCACCUCCCCCAUCCAACAAACAUGUGCAUCCUGAUGAUGCCCCCAAUAAUGCCCUUGAUGAUGAUGAAUCUGG